CUUUUUGAUCGGACUAUUUAAAUCCUCCACCAUUUUCCACCUUUAUGCUUCUUUUUCUUUCUUUAUUUACACUUUUUUUGUAUAUACACCUAUAAAUGGCCGGUCAGGAUAGGUAUAUUGGGCUCAAAUUAUUAAGUUUAUUCAGUAUCGGUUGUAUUGGCUCAGGACAAAUGUUUCUACCCAUCUUUUAUAAAAAGGUGCUGGGAUUAGGCAACGAUAAAAUUGGGCUUAUCUAUUCAAUUACACCCUUUGUGUCGUUUGUUGCCUUUCCAUACUGGACAGCCUUGAUUGAUCGCACUGGCCAAUAUAAAAAGAUCAUGAUGACCAACAUGUUUAUCGCUCUUCUGUGUGUCUUGUCCAUCGCUGCGGUGCCAUGGGUUGCAGAUACCGAGUGGACGCGUAUCGGGCUUACCUCUGCAGGUUGCUUUGGAUAUGCCUUCUUUGGCUAUCCCGUGAUUGCGGCUUUGGUCGAUAGUGUGAUUUUACGAGUCUUGGCCGAUAGAAAGGAUCUGUAUGGCCGUCAAAAGAUUGGUGUGCCGAUUGGUUUUGCAUCCAGUGUAUUUCUCACAGGAUUCUUGACGGAGAAAUUAGAUUCGAUGUAUGCUUUAUUUAUUGUUUUCACCUUUUCGAAUUUGGCAUUCAUUGCUACCGUGUAUUUUACAGACAUUGAGCCCUCUGAAGACGAAUAUAAACCCUUCAUCUAUGGAUCUACCACAUCGCCCAUCAUAGUGGAUGCAAAUGAUGAAAUAUCUGUGUUACCACCAGUGCCGUCCAUGUGGUCCUUAUUAAAAGAUCCCGAUGCAGUUCAAUUCUUUACAUUCAUGACCGGCAUGGGUUUCUGUAUCGCCAUCGUUCAGGCUUUUCUGUAUCUUUAUUUUGAGAAUGAUUUACAUGGCACUCCAUUUAUGGUUGGCUUCUUUGGCCCCUUGGGCAGCAGUACAGAACUCAUCGCUUUUUACUUUUCCAAGCAGGAGCACGCCGUAUGUUGGUGGUGGCGCAAUCCAUCAUCAUGUACAGAUGCCUUACUUACAUUGUUUGCUCUGAACUCUCCUAUGGAGCAUGGUUAGCCACUGCCACACAAGUACUCCAUGGUAUUGGCUUUUCCAUGACCUGGAGUGCCGGAGCACUACAAGCAGAUCAAAUUGCGCCUGCCGGGUUAAAAAGCAGUGCGCAAGGUUUACUCAACAUGGCAUUUAAUGGCUUGGGUAGUGGUCUAGGUGCUUUGGUGGGUGGUAUUAUCUAUGAGAACUUUGGAGCUCAAGUGAUGUGGGCUACUGUUAUUACAGCAGCUGCUUUAAGUAUCCUCAUGUAUACCAGCACUUAUUUACGAAACACCUUCUUUCUCUCCAUCGCUUCCCUUAUCAAAUAACAUUCAAUCAUAAUAAAAUAAUUACGGACACAUGCCCACAAACGGCCCCCCUUUUCUAUCAUUCAAAUAGCACAAGGGCGAUCAAAGAGUG
Molecule: messenger RNA, 1460 nt
Organism: Mucor mucedo
Lineage: Eukaryota; Fungi; Mucoromycota; Mucoromycetes; Mucorales; Mucoraceae
Product: major facilitator superfamily domain-containing protein
Exons: 4
Coding region: 96-1067 (323 amino acids)
Cellular component (GO): membrane
Source: RefSeq, a predicted model, not a curated record